GUUCCAGAUACUCCCAAUUCCGCCUGGCAACAUAUUUCGAGUUCCGGAAAUUUCCAAUUCCGAUGUCUGACAAAUAUUCGGAGUUCCACCCAGCAACAGUUUCCAAGCAUAGGAUAUUUAACAUUGAUAUUUUGAGCUCCAGUUAUUUCCAAUUCCGCGGCCCCAUUUUUUUAGCGCAAAACACGCAGUUUUUCAAAAAGUCGAUCUUUUGAGUUUAAGUAUCGAUAGUGAAACUCAUAUCGAUCUUCGCCUAACCGUCAGAGAGUGUCGAUCUUUCUGAGAUCGAUCUCAGAGCUGAGAUCAGCUGGAAAGUGGAAAGGCCUCCGACAGACGACACAUUCAUACACAACAGAACUGAGCGUGAGCAGUCGCAGGAGCUGAUAACAAAUGACCUGACGAGAUGAUCUGAUCAUUGAGGUACAAUGCUGUUGACUCUCUACUAUGUUGCUGCUACUUGGUUGCAGUCAUGGAGACUGAACUCAAUCCGAACAAAAAUAUCUCAGAUUCAAGAGCACAAUGGAUCUGUUCUUCUCUACAAAGACUCAUCAUCAAAGUCAACAAACUCUGGAGGAGGAGCAUCCACCAGUAAGCUGGAUUCAGCUGACAAUAAAGAUGAGAGGCCUCUGCCGAAAAGUAGCAGCGAAUUGCCAAUACGAGGUGUCAUCGAGAGCAAGUUCAUUCCGGAAGGCAAGUCGCAGGUCGGAGAUUUGCUGUGGUUCGCCUCUGCCAAAUUCUGCAUCUCCUUGUUUCCAAUUAUGUUAAAGUUUGCUUAUGGCACUGUUUAACGCAGCCUGUAGUGGAUAUUUCGGAAUGGAUUAGUGUGCCUGGAGGUAGGACGACGUUUCCGAUACCACUCAAAAACAGCUUGCAGACUCCGCUGUCAGCUUCGACUAGAUUUCAUCUACUUUUCGAAGCCGAGUUCUGUGCCUUCGAAAGGCAGACCUACUCUUUUCAUGUGGAAGAAUUCGGCGCAGCUAAGGCGUGGCAUGCUGGCGAUUCGUUCUCCUUACUGAUUGAAACUGACGAGGAUCAUCUCGCUCGGUUGAUGGCUGGAUUCAUGCUCAACACAAUACACAUCUCAAGUGGCCUGGAAAUCGUUCGCAUCCAAUCUGUGGAAGUAACAGGAACACCAUGUUUCUUUUUGAAUACCGACUGGGAGAAUCUUCCAAAUUCGGCGACAAAAAAACUUGGAAUAUCACGUCGCUGGAUGACAGCUCCUCAGUGGCAUUCACAUGUGAUGGUACUACGCAACUUCAGCCAAGCAGCGGUCAAGGCUGUCAAAACGCAGGAUCCUGUUUCUAUUGAAGGACAAAGGGGUUCAGUGCUGGUUCGAGGCCCAUCACCAAUUGCCGUGACGUCACCGUUGAGCCAUGACUGUGAGCAGCUGGUGCUGCACCCGGAGAAAGUGUCGUCACUGAUGAGCUGUGAAGACGUGUGCCCUCCUUCGCCGUCUGUCAGCAUGUCGGUGCAGCACGGCUCCAACUCAGUCGACCCCUCCUCGGCGUCUGUGUCCAGCUUCGGCUCAAUCACCCGACUCAGCAACGACACACUGGUGGCUGCUUCCCCAUUAAGAAAAAGUCUGAUGGAUGGGAGAAGUGGUUCGGUGACCUCAAUAGGAUCAAUGAGUACAGCGUCAGUGUGCUCGAACAUACAGCAGCGGGUGGUGAUACCUCAUCAAAAGACCUCAUCCGAAAGUCCACCAAAUGUCUUCAUCUUUUCUGAGAGCUCAGUCUCUGUUGAAAGCGUCAAAAUGACACUCUCUUCCAUUCUACACAAACAAAGAUACACGGUAUACCCACUGAAUCUAACUCAAAUGCUGACGACACCGUGGCAGAACCAAGCGAGCCUGGUAGUGGUGUCAGGCAGUGUUCCGGCCAGCCUGGUUCCGCGCCUGGUGUCCUUCGUGCUGAAGGGCAAGGGCCGCCUGCUCUGCCUCUGCUCUGACCUGCUUGGCACAUUCCUGCCCCCCUUCAGAACCGCCGAGGUCCGCCCUGACGAGCUCGUCACUUUCUCCUACUCCACCUGGAAGCAUGUCAGCCUCAUGCAUCACAUAUUCUGCUACCAGCCUUCGCCCACCCCGGCCAAAUUCUCUCAGGAUGAGCAGAGUAUACGGAGCGGUAUCCCAAACAGUGUUGAAAUUCAAGAUACGGAUAAAAGGCAACACACAUUAGACGUGAAGGUGUUGGGUGCAGAAGAGACAUGGCAGACUCCCAGCCUCAUUCUGGCCACAUCAGAUAACGGCGGCAAAAUCAUUUUCUCUCAAGUGCAUCUAGAAGUAGAUCCCAUGCAAUAUGAAAAUGACGAAUCCAAACAUAAAGCAUUACGCAGCAGUGAUAAGGCACGCGUUGAGAUACUGAUUGAUCUGCUGUCUACUCACCUGGGAUUGAAGUGCGGAAAACAGGGACCCGAUCCCAAAUACACCCCAGCUUAUUUCUUGGGAACACAUGAGUUGAAACUGGAGUUUAUGGAGUCUUUGAAAGGGAGUAUGGACGACAGCAAUACAUUAAAACUGACAGAGAUAAUGGUGAAAUUUUGUGGGAAAGGCGUUUCACCUCCAGAGGCUUCAUCAACAUUCAUGCCUGUUAUGAUGUACGCCUGUCCUGAUUCAUUCUCAACUGUAAUUUAUUUUGAGAAUUUGAACACGAAAAAACUCGGUCGAUUAGUGAUUUAUUCGAAGGUUAUGGCUUCGGCAGCAUUGUUAUUGGAUGGGAGGAAAUUGGCUCAUGGAUUAGCUGUUAUCCCGUACACACAGACGAAAGGCAUCAGCAAUUGCUGGCUGAGCCCCGACGGCUGUGCCACAUUCUCCAUUCAACUACACAUUCCAAUCGAUUCAGUUUUGGGACAGAACCUGACACUCCUCCAGCACCUUGUGACUGUUGCAACAGUGUCCUCAAUCUGUUCCAUUCCAGGACUAGAGAAUCUUGACGUGUGUCUGAAAUGGCCGAACGACAUUUACGCCGGCAAAUUGCUGAAAAUUGGAGGCUCAACUCUACGUUGCAUCGUCCACAAUCGUGUGGGCAUCUGCAACGUGAGUCUUGGUCUGAAUCUGUCCAACAAGGAGCCUACCACCUGUAUAAACGACAUGAUCACCGAAUUGAAUAAGAAGACCGGCUCGAGUAUUGCGUCAUUGUCGCAUGAGAAGUUUUUUGCCAUCGUUUUCACCGAACUGGAACGAAUUGUCGACUUGGUCCAGAAUGGGCAAAUUGAAGAUGUCAUAUCACUCUACUAUAAAUACUGGCUGCACAGUAAUGCAGAAGCAACAGUGAUAGGUGCUGAUGGGUCUUCAAAGACUGUUCAAAUAGUGGGAAUCGACUACUUGGGCGCUCUGCGGGUGCACGACCAAUUGAACGACGAGUACGCGCUCCAUCCCGACGAGAACUCGUUCGACAUGCAGUCAGCAAUCAUCGCUCCCAAAGUCUGAUCAAGCAGAUUUCAAUAGUUGCAGCCAACAUAGUUAUAAUUAUUGGUUUUAUCAACCUUGUUAUUGAAUUUGUUACUAAGUAUCCUAAUUGAAUAAUAUUGUUAAACUACAUAAUUAGAUAAUGAUGUAGUCGGCUAGGGACUUUCUGUCCAACGUCAGAUCUAUGUAAUUUUAAUAAUUGAGCCUAAAUAUUUGUGUAUUCGCUGUAUAGUUAGCCACUAGAACCUCGAUGAGUUGAACAUUGGGCUCGAUCUAAACUUCGUGCAAGACAUUGCACCAGUUAAUCGAAAUUAGUUAAGUUGUAUAUAUUUUGUGGUAUCUUCUUCAUAAUGUCUCAUUUUGGUAAGCAUAUCAAUUUGAGUAUAUUCUGUAACUAUUUUCAAUUUAACAUAUUAUUUAUGUUGAAAAUAGAGUUAUUCAUGGGAUGUCACGUUCGUUUUUUCCUUGUGUGGAGAUAAUCAUCUUUUGUUUAAUUUCAUAGCCACAAAGGAUGAAAUUUCAAUCCUUCAAGAUCCAUUGAGAAGGUGUCUCCAGAACUCAGUCCUAUUCAAAAAAGAAAUUACUCCACCACUCAUGUAUUCCCUAGAAUUUCUUCCGUAUUUCUAUAUUGUAAUACCAGAAAUCGAAUUCCCACAUAAUAUCAAUUAUUUCAAUUCAUCGAGGUACUUAAACGAACCAGACUUUGUCUGUUCUUGUGUCUUAAAUGUGAAACUGUUCUGCUAUAAGUGUAAAUUCAUUCAGCUACUAGUGUGAAUUACUUUAUGAUACCUUAGUGCUUGCUCUUGAGGUGUUCAAUUUCAUGAAUAUUUAUACCGUAGAUGUGCAGGGCAAGCUUGUUGGGUUGUAUCAUUAGAAUUUAAAAAAAUAUUUUCAGAGCUUUGCGGUUCAAUUUUUAUAAAUAUAGCCUAAUAACAUUCGAGUGAAACGAAAAUAAUAGUUUUGUGGUUAUUCAGAUAAACUAUUUACUUCUAUUUGUAUUAUUUAUUUUGCCCUUAAAUUAUACCUAUAAUCGUAUAUUGGCUAUAGCCAUUAUUAAUAUAAUAUUACCGAACGUUCAACAGUGUGAAGAUCCAUUAUUUUGAAUUAGUUGAGAAUAAAAUAAUUAUUCUUAUACAUCCGAAUAUCUAUAAUGAAUGUUGAAUUAUUACAUAUUAUGAAUUAUUAUACAUGUUAAUCAAAUCAAAUUCUCUGUGUGUUAGGGCUAAUUGAAAAGUAAAGUGUUUAGCAGUUAUUGUUAUUGAAAUCAAAUUUUUUAUUACUUUUUGAAAGUAGUAGGCCUACAUAGUAACUAGUAAACGAAUUCAUGAUUAAGAAUUGAUGAAAAGGAUUUGGCAAAGUCGAAAAAUCUUAAGAUUUUUUUCAACAGUCUAGAUUGUUUCCUUCCAUGGCAUUGUGUUCAAAUUAGGUACUCUUUCAAAAUAUUUCUUGCAUGUCAUUAUAUUAUGGUUUUUUUUUUAAAUUCUCCAUUAGCUAGGAAUAAUUAUUCUUGUAUAGAAGAUUUUAAACAUUAUCUACUUGUAUGAAUUGUUGAGUGUUACAGAUUGUUCCAAACAAUAUCUAAACUCACGUAAGAAGGGAACUAUACUGGGAUCAAUAUUUCAAUUGAAAAUUAGACAAGGAGUGCACCAGUAUUUA
This is a messenger RNA of Nilaparvata lugens (brown planthopper), 5056 nucleotides long. Its product is annotated as biotin--protein ligase. The transcript is spliced from 12 exons. The record is from RefSeq and is a predicted model, not a curated record. Gene Ontology annotation, biological process: protein modification process. Gene Ontology annotation, cellular component: cytoplasm. The coding region runs from base 1046 to 3421 and encodes 791 amino acids. Gene Ontology annotation, molecular function: biotin--[biotin carboxyl-carrier protein] ligase activity. Lineage: Eukaryota; Metazoa; Arthropoda; Insecta; Hemiptera; Delphacidae.